Molecule: messenger RNA, 567 nt
Organism: Gastrolobium bilobum
Lineage: Eukaryota; Viridiplantae; Streptophyta; Magnoliopsida; Fabales; Fabaceae
Exons: 4
Source: RefSeq, a predicted model, not a curated record
AAUCUAUUUCAGUUUCAAGCUCCAGAAGCAAUUGCAAAGCGUUAUUGUCUACUUACCAUGGGAAGAAGGUUCAAGAAUCGCAAGUUAAAAUUAUGGUAUAAAAAUUAUGACCCACUAGAUUCUAGAGAAAAACUAAUUUCUAAUGUCCCCACUGGUGUUCCGAAAGAUCAAUGGUCGUCAUUUGUGGACUAUCAUUUGAAACCAAGUUAUAAGGAGUUAUGCCGGAAGAAUGCUUUGGUUAGGAAAAAACAAACAAUUCCACACACCGGGGGAUCCAAACUGUUGUCUCGGAGAAGACAUGAGAUGGAGGAAGAGAUCGGACAUGCUGUAGGUCGAGGUGAACUUUAUAUUGCAACGCAUAAGAGAAAAGAUGGGUCAUAUGUUAAUGAAGAGGCAAGGACUACAGUGGAGAAAAUUCAUGAAGAAUUAAGUCAGAGCACUAAUUUUACUGAAAUUUCAAGAAAUGAUGCGGUUGCGAAAGUGUUGGGACCAGAGCACUCUGGUCGUGUUCGUGGUUUAGGCCUAGGUGGUCUUCCUAGUAUUGCAUUUGGACCCACCAUAGGAUGA